Prunus armeniaca (apricot) is the source of this 192-nucleotide messenger RNA. The record is from the annotation of a GenBank genome assembly. NCBI's taxonomy places the organism in Eukaryota, Viridiplantae, Streptophyta, Magnoliopsida, Rosales, Rosaceae.
AUGAGCAGCAGCCAUGAGCAGCACCAGUCUGAAUCAAUUUUCAGACCCUCCCGUACACACUUCUCCAAAACCAUCAUCAUCUACAACUCAAUCACCACCACCACCAACAUUGCUGGCCCCGCCCCCGCCCCCGUCACCACCGCUACCGCCACCGCCAUUUCUAGUGCUGUCGUUCACGAAUGUGACCUCUAA